Chiloscyllium plagiosum (whitespotted bambooshark) is the source of this 5829-nucleotide messenger RNA. RefSeq names its product golgi reassembly stacking protein 2 (gene gorasp2). NCBI's taxonomy places the organism in Eukaryota, Metazoa, Chordata, Chondrichthyes, Orectolobiformes, Hemiscylliidae. The record is from RefSeq and is a predicted model, not a curated record. Gene Ontology annotation, biological process: Golgi organization. Gene Ontology annotation, cellular component: Golgi apparatus. Gene Ontology annotation, molecular function: protein binding.
CGUAUUGAGCCCGAGCGGAUCCGGAUCUUCGUGUGAAAACUUCACCUCCUGAGUCCGGCUGGUAAUGGGGGGCUCUCAGAGUGUGGAAAUACCCGGCGGAGGCAGCGAGGGAUAUCAUGUUCUCCGAGUUCAAGAAAAUUCCCCUGGUCACAGGGCUGGCUUGGAGCCUUUCUUUGAUUUUGUUGUUUCUAUUGGGGAUGCUAGAUUGAAUCAGGACAAUGAUACUCUGAAAGAACUUUUGAAGGCCAAUGUGGAGAAACCAAUUAAAAUGGUUGUCUACAGCAGCAAGACACUCAAACUAAGAGAAACUACAGUAACUCCCAGCAACAUGUGGGGAGGUCAAGGCUUGCUUGGAGUCAGCAUUCGCUUCUGCAGCUUUGAGGGAGCUAAUGAAAAUGUGUGGCAUGUGUUGGAAGUGGAACCAAAUUCUCCGGCUGCUUUAGCUGGUCUUCGUCCUCACACAGAUUAUAUAAUUGGAGCAGACACUGUCAUGAAUGAGUCUGAAGAUCUCUUCUCUCUGAUAGAGACACAUGAAGGAAAACCUUUGAAAUUGUAUGUCUACAAUACAGACACAGAUAACUGUCGGGAAGUAGUUAUCACACCAAAUACAACGUGGGGUGGAGAAGGCAGCCUAGGGUGUGGCAUUGGAUAUGGCUACUUGCAUCGAAUUCCAACUCGUCCAUUUGCAGAGGGUAAAAAAAUAAGUCUUCCAGGACAGCAACCAGGCACACCAGCCAGUCCAUUAAAGGAUGGUUUCACAGAGGUUCAACUAUCUGCUGUUGCUUCACCGUCUGCUGCAGCCAGCCUCCAGCAGGGAUUAUCAGGACUUUCAUUGGGUACUGCUCCCUCUGCUGCUCCCAGUGUUCUUAAUACAGGUGUUCCAACGGUUCCAUUGUUGCCUUCAUCAAUUAAUUCAUCUCCAGGCAUAGUUUCAACAACAAAUGUAAAUGUUGAUGCAACCAUGCCAGGUCUAAUGCCGUUGCCAAGUGGACUUCCUAAUUUACCCAACCUACCUAACUUGAAUAUCCCCCUACAAAACUUUGCUCCAGUAACCCUACCAGGAAUAGGUGUGAUCCCUCCACCAACUGGUUUUCCACCAACUGCUCAGAUGCCGCCACUCACGCUUCCUGGACUGCCCCCCCUUACAAUGCCCACCAUGUUUCCUUCACAAUCGCCCUUGAUUACUGAAGCAAAAGCUGGCCUAACUGAAACAAUUUCUGCCAUUUCUACAGGAAUAGGUGGUUUUAAUGUUCCUGCCUCUGCUGAACAAACCCCUGCCCUCAUUUUGGAUACUGGAACUGUUUCCAUGACAACUGCUGACAUCAAGGCAACUGCAUCACCUAAUGCAAAUAAAGAUGAACCAGCUUCCAUUUCCACAGACACACAAGCUUCUUCUGAGUCUUAAAACAAGAGUUGAUUAAUGUAUUUAUUCAGCUGCAGAAAGCUUGUUCUGAAAUUAAAACGUUGUAAAGGAUAGGCUGGCAUGAUCACAUCUCAAGGAGCUUUAAAACAUUGUACAUAAUUGUAAGGAUGAGGUAAAUAUAUAACCUUUAAUACAAUUGGGAUAGUUUACCACAUUAAGUCAUGGGAUUACUUUUGAUGUAAAUGGAAAAUAAAUUAUUUUAUCAAGUUCGGAUUCAAUUACCUCUCUUCCGCUCCCCUCGCCAGGUGAGGUUUGUUUCUGCUACAGCAUGUAUGCUGUUCAGUUAUGUAUUUGUUGCAUAUAGGUGGCAUCUGAUUUGUAAUUUCUUCUAGCCUGUACAAUUUGCAGAUCAUCAGGUCAGUAUUUGCUGUAUCAUUAAAACAUCCCACUGUUUUUAAAUGAUAAUUUAAGGGGAAUACUGUAGGUGAACAUUUAUGUGCAGCUAAAUUCCAGUAGGUGUCACUGUGAAUAUAACAGAAUAUAUUUGAAAGAGAUGAUCUAGCAAUAAAUUCUACUGGGAAAGCUUGUCCUGAAUUCACUUAAUUUCAAAUUCUGGCAUUUUUCAGAAUAUAAGGAAAAUUCUAUUUUUUAAAAAAGCCACCUUGUGAGCUUGUGUGCCAAAAUCUAAUGUUGCUUCUGUGUACUUAACCUGGAAAUCCUAUGACUUCAUGAGGAUUAAGUGAGUCAUAUGGUAUGAGACAAAGUAGAAAUGCUUGAAUGUAAAGUACUAAACAGAUUCAGCAUUUGAAUAAAUGUAAUCAUGUGAAAUGUUUUGAACAUAAGUGUGAUGCCAUUUUAAAAUGCUAACUACUAUUGAGUAGCUCUCAAUGUCUUUGAAGAAAUAAUAGUCAUAUAAUACUUGAAGAAUGAGCAAGAACAUAUUGUUGAGGGGCUUUUCAUGCAAGGCAGUGGUCAAAAAGCUCAUUUGAAAAUGCUAUGGAAGCAGGAGAUUGUUAGUGCUGGGAGACAAAACAGGAAUCGUCGCAGUCACGAAUCUUGAACAAUUUUCAAGUUUUUCUAAUUUUAUCUCAAACUGCUUGUUCUGACUAAGCUAUAGCAAAGCUGAAGCUGUCAGUAUGAUAAAGAUUUGAGGAGAAUUUAGGACUGGUAGAUUUACCAUUGGAGGAAUAGUUUAGAAUUGAGUUGAAUAGAUAAUUAGCUUGUGGAUUGUAAAUUUUAGUAUAUGCUGGCUGCCCUGACUUGUUUAACAUGUGGCUGACUACAAACCAAAGCCAGGAGCCAAUUAUUAGUAGUAUCUAGCCUGGGGGAAGCAGAGCAUUUUUAGAUAUGGAUGCAAUAAAGCUCUGUUAAUUUCCUUAUUUGAUAUAGGUUGAUGUAGAAGCUUUAGACACUGGAUAAGAAAGGAUUAAAAACUGAAGGGUAUUUUAAGCAAAUUAGUCGAAUAAAAGAUCUUUAUUCUGUCAACAGUAAGAUAGAAAGGGAUAGAAAAUAAAAAUCUAGUUAUCAGUUUAAGAUCAAAAUUGCAUUUAUUUUGCUGGUGUCCCAUUGCAAUUAAGUUUUUUUUCUUGUGCUAGUGAUGUGAAUACCUUUGCUCUUCAAAUUAUACUCUGCUAUAAGCAAAAUGUUAUUAACAUUAAAAAUAAAACAAAGAACCGUGGAUGCUGGAGAUCUGGAACAAAAUGGAAAUUGCUGGAAAAACUCAGGUCUAGCAACAUCUGUGGAGAGAAAGCAAUGUUGACGUUUAGUCUGGUUACCCUUCCUUAGAACUCUAGUCACUGGACUGAAAAGUUAUCUCUGCUUUGUCUCCUCAGAUACCGCUAGAUCUGCAGAGUUUCUGCAGCAAUUUCUGAUUUUAUUACAUUACAAUAACGUAUUAGAAAAUGAAAUAUAGGAUAAGGCUCUGCUUUAUCUCCUUAUACCCGUACCUUAAAUAAAUUUUGAUUUCAAAGUGACAUUGAGCUCUUCUUGUCACCCUUGCCUUCAUACCUACUUGUUUGGUCUGGAGUCCUCUCCUUUUCCCUUCACUGAGACAUGGCUAUCCUCAUUUCUCUGUUCCCUUCAAUUGCUGUAAUCUCUCUGCUUUUGAAAUUGCUGAAGUCUGUACUCUCAGUUUCAACCCAACAUUAUUCUCUUCCCCCCAGGACGAUGAUGGUUUCACCGAUGCCAUAACCUGUCUUACCCAUAGUUGGAAAACCAAAUCAAAUUUGCUUCCAAUUUCCAGACUACUUAGUUUCAUCCAGUCCAUCUGACUCUUGUCCUCAGCUUCCACUCCAUCAGGCUUCAUAUUUAAUAAAUCAUUUUCCACCAAUUCCACCAACAAAUAAAUGCCCUCCCAUGAGGAUUCCCAAGGGAUUAUUCUCACAAUGAUACCCCGAACACAACUAAAAGCCUAUCCCCUUCCGAUCAUAGCUUUCAAUGCAAAUUCAGGAGGUGCCGGUGCUGUCUCUUUACCCCUUCUAGCUGCUGCCAAAGCUUCGAGCAGUCCUUCCAGGUGAAGCUGCAAUUUGCAGGCACUCCUUUCAAUUUAGUUUACUGUAUUUGCUGCUCAGUAUAGUCUCCUCUAAAUUGUGGAGAUAAAUGUAGCUUGGGUGACCACUUUGCAGAACAUCUCCAUUUCAGCUGGUAGGGAUGACCCCAAGCUUCUGGUUGACAGUUAUUUUAAUUUUUCAUUUUGCUGUCACACUGACCUCCAAGUAAGCUUGAGGAACAGCACCUGAACUUUUCAGUUAGGGACUUUCCAUCUUAACAUUAGUUUCAACCAUUUCAGACCCUUUUCUUCUUUUAAUCAGCACAUGUGCCAUAGGCACAUCUGCUUCUUAUCCCUUUAGCCCUAAAAGAUUAAUUCUUGUUAUUUUUACUCUGAAGUUUCACCUUUAUCAUAGUCCUUCCUUUGCUCCUUGAUUUACCCACCAUUUGCGCAAUAAUUUAUUGCAUCUCUAACUUUUCCCAAUCCUGAAUGCAAGAUGACAAACCUGAAAUGUUAGUUGCUUCUCUCCGCAAAUGCUGCCAUGAAGUAGUUCCAGCAUCUGGAGUUUUCAAAUAGAGUUCUGUGGAUAAAUGUUUGUCGGAUAAUCUGAUCAUCUAUAAAAGAAAUUAAAAAGAACAAUUUUGUAUUUAUAAAAUACAGGCAAUUUAUACCAAACCGACUUCAUUAGUAUAAACUACAGGUGCAGUUUCAAAGCAAUACCUGCUUAGAAAGUAAUGUAUACUAACAGCAUCAAAUAAUAAACCAAGUUUUGCUCAAACUACAGAAAACAAAAUUUCUCCACUGGAGUACUGCAGGUGUUCCAAAUAUCCAAGAGAUGUCUGAAUGCCAGAAAAGUUGUCCUUUUAUUCUUAUGCCUUGAUUUUGAAUUGCAUAAAAUUGAACUACAGAAGUAUUUUAAUCCUUGUUUGAUCGGAAUUCUUUGCAGGUUUAUUGUUCAAAAUGUAAGAUUUCUUUAACUGAUUCAUUAACUGUCUACCUGAAACUUUAGAAUGAAUUAACUUUACAUAUCUAAAGUACAUUGCGCAAAAGUAAUACUUGCUGAAUCAAACAUACUAAUAUUAAAAUCAAUCCUAGAAUUACUAAGCAAUCAGCCAUGGGCAUUUCUGAGUAAGUAAUAAUUGUCUUUUUUUUUAAAAGAUGCAUGCCACUUGAUUUACAGCAAGAUAUUUUUGAAAAAUAAUUUUAAGCCAAACUGACUAAUUUUUUGCAUACUCUUAAGUAAUUGCCUACAACAGUGUCCAUAAAAUGUCAUUGUUUUACAUAGUUCGCAAUUAAAAGUUGGAAAUAAUUUCAAAAUCUGCCUAUACAAAAUUGACAUCUUUUUGUAAAAAGUGUAGUUCUGUACCAUAGCAUUUACUCUAAGAGUUAAUACACAAUGGUGACUUUGUUUUCUAGUCCUACUGCCAAUUACAAUGUGAAUUCAGUGGUACAAUCAAAUCAUUUCUGAUUUUGUAGUUUUUGGAGUGGGAUGUAUAUCCCAGAUUAUCAUCUUUCAUGUUUUAUAUCCCCUGUGCCUCUGCAGAGAUUUCUGAAAGAUUUUGAACGUGGUGCGAUCAUUUGAAACAAGGAAACUCCUUUUUUGACUUCAGAUAAAUUUCUGGUUAUUUCUCAAUCACUGUUUUGUCUUCUUGUGAAGGUCCUUGAGUUUUUUUUUAUAUCUUUGUGUGUAAGCGAAAGUUGUAAACUGUCUCUUGAAACAUACUGGUAAUGAUCACAGUUAAUGGCAAUGGCAGAUGAUUGUGUUAGUUACCGUAUCUAUGCUUCCACUCCAAUCACCUGGGGACCUCGGUGGAGAGUAAAAUAUGACGAGGUGUAGUGUUCUGGCUUCUUUCUUGACGAUGCCUUGAUUAAUCAGAAUUUGGCAGGAAAUAGCCAUAUUAUCCAGUGUGUUCUAAUAGUCGUGCCUCUAGCAAUCAGCAGUCUCCUUUCAUACACCAUAAAUGUUGUAUUUUCUUAA